Molecule: messenger RNA, 5504 nt
Organism: Lytechinus pictus (painted urchin)
Lineage: Eukaryota; Metazoa; Echinodermata; Echinoidea; Temnopleuroida; Toxopneustidae
Product: slit homolog 1 protein-like
Exons: 1
Coding region: 429-3782 (1117 amino acids)
Molecular function (GO): protein binding
Source: RefSeq, a predicted model, not a curated record
GUCUUAACGCCUACUGGAUGACCUCCAAUAGAGCUCUGUUUGUUGUCUAAUUUUUGCUUGCUCUAAUCACUAUCAUUUGCUUUAAUAUUCUUUUUGUAUGCACAUGAAAAUUGUAUGUGUCGAGUCCUUUAAAAGUGUUCUUACAACUUUUCUGUUCACCUUAUAAUUUCUUCAUACACUUACAGCUCUCUACAGAGUGGAUCUGGCACUAUAUAAGUCACAUUCACUAUUAUUAGUCUCAGUAUUCUCUCACUGGUAUUCUCUUGAUAAUGCAUAUGAUGUACGCAUGUCUUACCCAUAAGCAGUGCUCUUCAUUGAAAAAUAAGAGUAAUACAAUAUUUCAAGAAAGUGAAGACUGUUGGAUUACCAUUUGUUGAUAAUUGUGUGCUUGACUCAAUCAUUUCCACAGGAGAAAGAAGACGAUCCCUAUGAAAUGCAAAUCUUUCAUUGACAUGUUUUUCCAUCUGGAAAUUCCUUCUCUCAGAACAACAAUGAAUAUCUUCAUAUUCCUACUACUAGUCACUGUUUAUGGAAGGGGCUGUAAUUCACAAUGUCAGGAUCCGUGUCACUGUGAGCAGCAGGGUGUGAAUUUUAGAAUGACAUGUACAGACCGCUAUCUAGAAGAUGUUCCAAAGGAUCUCCCAUGUCAUGUUGGUGUACUUAACUUGCGCAGGAACUUCAUCUCCACGCUAAACAGAGGGUCAUUCUCAUGCCAAAACAGGUUGAGGGAACUUCUUCUGUCCCAUAACCAUCUACACUACAUCGAGAAGCAAGUCUUUGAUAAUGCAGGAGAACUUAUGCUCAUAGAACUUCACUCUAACUUCCUUCAGAGCAUUCCAUAUCUUGGUUCGUUACCCAUCAUUCUACAAAUAUCUGUCAUGCAGAACUCUCUGACAGAGUGGCAUCAUCAAACACUUCAGAAUACAACACACCUUACAGAACUUGAACUGGCAUACAAUAAACUCACAAGUCUACCAAAAAUUCCAUUCAAAUUAUCAAUUUUGAAUUUGAAUGGAAAUGCUAUCAAUGACCUUCACACAAUGAUGUUGGCGUAUCCAAAUGCCAUAUCACAUCUGAACAUUAACUACAACAAUAUUGAAUAUUUGGAUAGACUGCAAACGAUGAAAAGCCUGAAGAUACUUACGCUUGAAUUCAACUACAUAAGACGCAUCAGUGACAAUGUAUUCUUAAGUGUCCCUUUGCUAGACACAAUCAAACUCGGGCACAACAACAUUGUAGACAUCUCUUCCUUCUGUAAUAUGAUGUACAUCAGGCACAUAUUUUUGGAAGAAAACAAUAUAAGAGUUGUGCAAAGACCUGCCUUUUCUAACAUUCCAAACAUAGAUACAAUCAAUUUAAAGGGCAAUGAAAUUAUUCAAUUAUCACAAUCUUUCUUUAGUACACCACAAAGUCUUCUCCUUCGAAAAAACAGCCUGACAAGAUUUGAAUUAUUUGAAGGAGGGAAUUACACAAAAUUAAGAAUUCUUAAUGUUGAUAGGAAUGACCUGCAAAAAAUUUCCAUCUCAUCCUUUCCUAACCUUUAUUUUCUAUGUGCUUCAUUCAAUAAAAUAAAAGAUGUUGACUUUGGCAUUGAUAGUCAUCACCUACAAUACAUUAAUUUGAAUUCUAAUCGAAUUAAGAACAUGAAAAAGUUUGGAAAUUUGCUAAACCUAAAGUGGCUGCAACUGUCUUCAAACUCUAUCACAUUUUUGGAUAACAAAACCCUGAUUUGCCUUCCUCAACUUCGUGAACUCGCGCUCGAUAAAAACAGAAUAUCAAUAUUAUCAAACCUUCCAACUUUUCCUGAACUUGUAAAUCUCCAAUUAUCAGAAAACAUAAUUCACACUAUAGAAAACUCAACAUUUGACUCUUCACCAAGACUAGCUGUAUUAAACCUGGCCAAAAAUAAAAUUUCUGAUCUUAGAUUCCUUCAUUCCAUUUAUUCACUUGAGAAGCUGUAUAUAAGCCAUAACAGACUCAGAACCAUCAACUCUCCAGACUUCUUGACUCUAAUCCAUCUCAGAACUUUGGACUUGUCAUUUAAUUUAUUCAUGGAGAUUAAUAUACGCAACUUGCAAUCCCUCCAAAGCCUUGAUAUCAGUCACAAUCUUUUAUAUCAUUUUAACUUGAAUCACCUCUUUGGUGACAGAACACUCGUUUAUAUCAAUGCAGAGGGCAACAGAAUCACUGAUGUUGUUUCUACUUCAGCUCUUCAUAUAAACGUUAAUAAUAAUGCCUUUGGAGCUUCAAAUUCAAGUGAGCUAUCAGGAACCAAUAUAUUUGCAUGCAACAACAACUUGACUGAUUUCAAAAACAUCAAAAUUUCUCCCAAUUUGGUGGGACUAUACCUGAAUAAGAAUCAUAUUGUCUCCAUACCAAAUUUCACUUUCACAUCAGCAUCCUCACUGAUAUUUCUAGAUUUGAACGAUAAUGACAUAGCUGAUAUAUAUCCUACAGCAUUCAUUGGUUUAAGAACAAUUUUCCAAUUGAAGCUGGAAAGGAAUCGCAUAACAUACCUUCGUUCUGGUCUUUUCUCAGACAUUCUGGAUUUGAAAUUUAUAUAUUUAGGUGAAAAUCCUUUAACACGCAUUUCAAAUCACCUGUUUUCAGAAGGUCAGGAUAUAGAGGGCAUAUUGUUUCCUUCUACACCCUUUUCAAACACAUCCUUGAGCAUAUUUCAAGAUACUCCAAAUUUACUCUACUUGGAACUCAAUGAAAAUUUGGCUUUUCGUGCGCACUUUGUGAGAAACACAAGUAAUAGUGUAGGAACCAUUUUGGAAUUCUCAGAUCUAUGGUUCUUAAAUCUCUCUUCUAUCAACCUUGGGGACCACUGUCAAAAUGUGUUAAUAAACACUGUAAACGUUCUUGAUUUGUCAAACAAUGCCAUUACUACCAUCCCAAAAUACUGUCUGCCAAGAAGUAACAAAGCAUACAGUCUCUAUCUGUCUCAAAAUAAACUAAAAUUGAUCUUAAUGGAUUCAUUUGACAAGCAUAAUCAAUUCUGGUUUCUAGAUUUAAGUUAUAACCUUAUACUGUUCUUUGAAUUUGGCUCAUUACGGCAUCAGACAUACUUGACUCAUCUUUACCUUCAAGGCAACCAACUUACAAAGCUUGAUCUCGGCUUACUGACCUUCACUUUGAAAAGCAUCCAAAUUGAAUUAGAAAAUAAUCCUUGGACAUGUAAUUGUGACCUCAUCAAAUCUAUUUUCGCUCUGAAACACACACUCACCCCCAUAAAAUGUGACAAACCUUUAGCUUAUGCCAACUAUUCAGUGGUUGAUCUUGCUGCCAAGAACAGCUUCACCUGCCGACCACUGCUGUGCUCUCAGCCCUACCAAACUCUUCUUUCAUUCCUUGGUGACAAAAUGGUUGAGUUACCUUGCCCAAUAAUAACAUCAAAUGACAUUUACUGGUCAGUCACAUUUCAAGGGGAACAACUAAACACUGUAAGAGACACCCUACCAGAAGCAAUUUCUAUCCUUCCCCAUAAUGCACUUCUAAUCAGUUACGUUACUAAGGAUAUGAUUGGUCUUUACACCUGUUGGAGUAAGAAUGAAGGUGGGCAAACAAAAUUCACUAUAGAUUUACUUGUAGAGGAAAUGGAAGAGAAUGUGGAAGACAGUUCUAAUACUAGUACUACAAUAUUAGCCAAAGAAUGGAAAGAUACACUUCAAUGUGGUACUAAUAAUAUUUUAACUUCAAGUAUGCCUACUUCAAAUGUUAUUAGUAAGUCAUGUCAUGUAUUGUUUGUAUCGAUGUUGGCAUUCAUUUACUGUAUUUAACACACAGAGUGCAAUUUGAAAUGUGUAUAGCUUAUCCCUUUGACUAUAAAUGAAAUCUGUUAUACCAUAGGCUUGUACUGCGAUAAAUGGUUUUCAGAAGGCAACAGAAACAGAUUAAAAUGUUGCUAAUAUCAGUUUGUUGAUUAUUAUGGUAGAUUUGUACAUAAUGCUUUUCUUUCUUUAUCACUGAUGUUAAUAAAGAUAUUGUGAGUGGUCUUUACACAUGAGAAUGAAGCUGGGAAAACAAAUUUACUAUAAACCUACAUGUAUGUACCAGCCAUUAAAGUAGAAGAAUGACGUAGUCACUGCAGAUAUUAGCAUAUCAGUUAAUAAAUUUUUAAUUCGACGAAUACAAAAUGUGGCAGCACAAUUAAUUUCACAGGUUUCCCUAGAUCAUCAAUCCUUCCCAACCACUCUUAAAUUUUAUACUACACUGGCUUCCUUUGAAUGUUCAACUUAGUCUAAUCUUGUUUGUCAAUAAAGCACUGAAAAAAAAGGCUCCAGAGUUUUUAAGUACAGUGUAACUGCCUGAUCCUGCCUGUAUAUGACAACUCGAGCACUCCGGUCGGCUGUUGACCCUCUUCGUCUCACUUGUUCAUUACUCAUACAUAAGUGAGCGAUUAGCUGUGUCUGCUUCAAAAUACUGGAACGAUUUGGCUCUUGCACUCUACUCAGUCUCCAUUAUGAGCAAUUUUCAGAAAAGCAUGAAAAAUCCAUCUUUUCAGUAGUUUGUAGUUUAAAGAUUAUAUAAUUCCAUUCAAUUAAUUAAUUGUAAGCUCUUUGCGCCUCAUGGGAAAAGCACAGUAUAACAAAAAUAAUACAAUUUACAUCUGAAGAAAAUUAAUGAAGUGAUAUCCUGUAAAGAUCAUAGCUCUCCAUUUUAAAAUGGGAUCUAGACUAUCUAACAGAGGGAAGAUCUCUGGCAAAAUUUUUGCUAGAGUUUUUUACAUGUAAAUGUGUAAAGGCCACCUGUUUGCGAUCCCAUUUCAGAAUAAAAUGUAGUAGAAUUUGAUGCUAAUAUUGAGACUUGGAAUAUCUUACUGUUCCAUUCACAUUUUCAGAAAAUGAGCAAACUGCAAUUUGCUCAAAAAUCGGAUCGCGAACAGUCUUAAGGUGUGCGGUGGCCUUAAUUUUCAAUGGCAAACUUUUGUUUGAGACAGUAUUAUUUUAUGACAAAAGUUUUAUGCAACAGGCCCUAGGUUUUCUUUAAUGUCUUGGUAGGCAUUUUAUUUUUUUUGUAAUUAUUUGAGCAAUCAACUUUUGGAGAUAUACAUGGUUUGUUGCCUAAGUAGAGAAAUAUAUAUUCAUAAUGUUGAUGAUUUUGUUGCGAAUAAUAAAACUUCAUCAUCUACACUUUCGUGUAAGACUCAAACUUUUUGUACAUUGUUUGUUUCAAUGCAAAAUAAGAUUAAUAAACCCAAUCUGAGCCCGGCGAAUACCCUCAACCUGCUGGGUUAUGUAGGCCUACAUGAUGUUAAUCUUCACUUUUCAACACGACUGACCGUCCACCCUGGCUUAAAGCGCAUACCCUACUGGGGGGGAAUCCAAAGUACAUACAUGUAUUCCAAUAAAUGAAGAUUGUUUCUUCAUAGUCUUUAUCGAUAUCAAUCUUUGAAAUGCGACUAUUAAAAAUAUGAAUAAGAGAUGACUAACAUUAUUCUUGACUUGCGCAAAAGUGAAAAAAAAAAGAUGGACGAUUAAACAAGCAGUCUGUAUCAAUUC